This is a messenger RNA of Myxocyprinus asiaticus (Chinese sucker), 1254 nucleotides long. RefSeq lists its product as uncharacterized. NCBI's taxonomy places the organism in Eukaryota, Metazoa, Chordata, Actinopteri, Cypriniformes, Catostomidae. The coding region runs from base 1 to 1161 and encodes 386 amino acids. The transcript is spliced from 7 exons. Gene Ontology annotation, biological process: regulation of meiotic cell cycle; homologous chromosome pairing at meiosis; gamete generation. The record is from RefSeq and is a predicted model, not a curated record.
AUGAGAACACGCCGUUUACAGAGUCUAAAGCUGUCACAGAGACCUUAUGUGUCUCCUUUGCAUCAGUCUCACACAGUGCUUGAAGUGGGCGGGUACUCACUCACAGAUCAGAGUGGUCUGUGGAACAAGCAAACCUGUCUUUCUUCACAGCAAGCCAAUAUGAGACCUGCUGCUUCACCAGAAGGACGAGGAUACGCACCUUUACCUCACCCAAAAAAGCCUGCCUAUUCCUGGUCACAGACAGGUCAGCAAAGGCCUCCAAUGAGACAUGAUUCCAUGCCAACAGUUGGAUCUCAUGUUCAUGGUGGCUUUCCAAGCAGCAGCUCAGCCUCACUGGGCCAGCCCAGAUGGUCUAGCGGCUUCCAGAACCAAAUUCAACAGUCAUUUAUCAGGCCAGCAACUUCCCCCAGAAUGCCUUACCAUCCUCAGCAGUGUUCCCUUGCAGCAUUAAGCACUGGUGGCCCUUACCGUCCUCAGCAGUGUUCCCCUGCAGCAGUAAGCACUGGUGGCCCUUACUGUCCUCAGCAGUGUUCCCCUGCAACAGUAAGCACUGGUGGCCCUUACCGUCCUCAGCAGUGUUCCCCUGCAGCAGUAAGCACUGGUGGCCCUUACCGUCCUCAGCAGUGUUCCCCUGCAGGAGUAAGCACUGGUGGCCCUGGAGCUCAGAGUCAGAGCACAAAGUGGAACUUCAGAUCUUCCGGACAAUCAGGCAGUGGAAUGCAGGCAAAAGAAAACACCUCAAGUGAGCGGAUCCCCACUCAGCAACAGCCACCACGUGAGACAUCCAUGCGUAUCCUUACUGCUGUUAUUGAAGGCAUGAAGCACUGGAGCAAGUACAAGAACAAAGUACCAAUAAUAUUUGAGAUCUUUGCCACACUUGACUCUGCAGUUACAGUGGGAGAGCACGGAGCAAAGACAUUUUCCAUGAGAGAUGGCAAACAUGUGAUCCAGUGUCUCUACUAUGAAAAUGUGCAGACACUGCCCAGACUGAUAAGGGGUCAGGUGCAUCGCUGCGUUGGGAACUAUGACAGGGAUAAGGACACAAUGACGUGUGUGUCAGUCCGAGCGGCCUCACUGUCAGAGCAAAGGAAUGCCCAGGAGGCUGUGAAAGCAUCAGAUGCGGAGAUGAGGAAUGCGGUACUGAUGUUCACUGAAAUCUGAUGUGGAUAGUACGAGGAGCAGGAAAAAAAUUAAACUGGUGAUGCUAAACUUUGAUGUAGCAUUUUACUGAAGUUCGUUUGGUUUUGUCUUGGU